Molecule: messenger RNA, 5312 nt
Organism: Molossus molossus (Pallas's mastiff bat)
Lineage: Eukaryota; Metazoa; Chordata; Mammalia; Chiroptera; Molossidae
Gene: TGFBRAP1
Product: transforming growth factor beta receptor associated protein 1
Exons: 12
Coding region: 457-3048 (863 amino acids)
Biological process (GO): intracellular protein transport; vesicle-mediated transport; autophagy
Cellular component (GO): membrane; cytoplasm
Source: RefSeq, a predicted model, not a curated record
AGAAGCAACCAAUGAAUGCAUAAAUAAGUGGAACAAAUGGUUUCUCUCUCAAAACAGUUUAAAAAAAAAAAAAAACCACACACACACUUUACACAGAGUAGGUGUUUAAUAACUGGUAGCUGGUUUUGAGAAAUACUUCGUCUCCCCACUUUAGCUUCCUCACCUGUGAAAUGGAAAUUAUAACACCACCUCAUAAUGUUAGGAGAUUGGAGCUAAAGUAUGAACGCCUCCACUGUUGCCUCUGUCUGGAGAUUUGUUGCAGCUUGUUGACUGUCGUCAAAGGAGAGAAGUGUCAGGAUGGUGGUGGAGCUGGGAAAAAAAAACUUGAGCUUAAGAGUCUGAAAAUGGCUACAGGUCCUUGCUGUGGUCCUUCUCCCUGUGGUUUUCUGGACCAGUCACCUGAAACCUCAAGCUCUUCAUCAACAAAAAUGUUGUGGCAGACCAGCUGCAGGCACCAUGAGCACCAAGGCCUUCACGUUGGUCUCUGCCGUGGAGCCGGAGCUACUGAUGGGCGACAAAGAGCGUGUCAACAUAGAGUGCGUGGAGUGCUGCGGCAAGAACCUGUACGUGGGCACCAGCGACGGCUCCAUCCACCACUUCCUGCUGGAGGAGCAGCCCCUGCCUGCCGGGACGGCCGCCUUCACGGCCACCAGGCAGCGGCACAGGCACCUGGGCUUCAGGAAGCCGGUGACCGAGCUGCGCGCGGCGUCGGCCCUGCACCGACUGCUGGUGCUCUGUGACUGCUCCAUCACUCUGGUGCACAUGCGGAGCCUGGAGCCUGUGCCCUCCGGGGCCCGCAUCAAAGGGGCCGUGGCCCUGGCCUUGAACGAGAACCCGGUCAGCGGGGACCCGUUCUGUGUGGAGGUCUGCAUCAUCUCUGUGAAGCGCAGAACCGUUCAGGUGUUCAUGGUGUACGAGGACCGAGUUCAAAUCGUCAGGGAAGUGUCCACGCCGGAGCAGCCCCUGGCGGUGGCUGUGGACGGCUACUUCCUGUGCCUGGCUCUGACCACCCAGUACAUCAUCCUGAACUACCACACGGGCGUCGCCCAGGACCUGUUUCCGUACUGCGGCGAGGAGAAGCACCCCAUCGUCAAGAGGAUAGGGAGGCAGGAAUUCCUCCUGGCGGGCCCCGGGGGACUGGGCAUGUUUGCCACAGUUGCUGGGAUUUCUCAGCGAGCUCCGGUGCACUGGUCAGAGAAUGUGAUUGGGGCGGCCAUCUGCUUCCCCUAUGUCCUAGCGCUCGAUGACGAAUUCAUCACAGUUCACAGCAUGUUGGAUCAGCAGCAAAAGCAGACCCUGCCCUUUAAAGAAGGCCACAUUCUACAGGAUUUUGAAGGAAGAGUGAUUGUUGCCACAAGUAAAGGGGUUUACAUCUUGGUUCCAUUACCUCUGGAAAAACAGAUACAGGAUCUUCUAUCCAGCCACAGAGUGGAGGAGGCCUUGGUUUUAGCAAAAGGAGCCCGGAGGAACAUUCCAAAGGAAAAGUUUCAGGUGAUGUACAGAAGGGUUCUGCAGCAGGCGGGGUUUAUACACUUUGCACAACUUCAGUUCCUGGAAGCCAAAGAGCUCUUCAGAAGCGGCCAGCUUGACGUCCGGGAGCUGAUCUCUCUCUACCCCUUCCUGUUGCCCACCUCCUCUUCAUUCACACGGUCUCACCCUCCUCUCCACGAGUAUGCAGACCUGAACCAGCUGACCCAGGGGGACCAGGAGAAGGUGGCCAAGUGCAAGCACUUCCUCAUGAGCUACUUGAAUGAAGUCCGCAGCACGGAGGUAGCCAAUGGCUACAAAGAAGAGGUGGACACGGCCCUGCUCAAGCUGUACGCGGAGGCCGACCACGACAGUCUGCUGGACCUCCUGGUCACCGAGAACGCCUGCCUCCUGACGGACAGCGCUGCCUGGCUGGAGAAGCACAAAAAGUACUUUGCACUUGGACUGCUCUACCAUUACAACGGCCAGGAUGCGGCUGCAGUUCAGCUGUGGGUGAACAUCGUGAACGGGGAUCUUCACGACGCCACACGCGCAGACCUGUACGAGUAUGUCGUGGACUUCCUCACCUGCAGCUCGGACCAGGCGCUGGUGUGGAAGUACGCCAACUGGGCCUUGCAGAGGAGUGAGGAGCUUGGAGUUCAAGUUUUCACCAAGAGACCUUUGGAGGAGCAGCAGAACAGUUUUAAUCCAGACGAUAUUCUCAUUUGCCUUAAGAAGUACCCAAGCGCCCUUGUCAGAUACUUGGAACACCUGGUGAUGGACAGGAAGCUGCAGAGGGAAGAGUACCACACGCACUUGGCCAUCCUCUACCUGGACGAGGUGCUGCAGCGGAGGCCCGGGGCCGGCGGCAAGGACGCAGACCUGACCGAGACCCAGGCGAAGCUGCGACGCCUGCUGCAGAAGUCCGAUUCCUACCGGGUCCACUUCCUGAUGGAGAGAGUGCAGGGCGCCGGGCUGCCCAUGGAGAGGGCCAUCCUGCACGGGAAGCUGGAGGAGCACGAGAAGGCCCUGCACACCCUGGUGCACGAGCUGAGGGACUUCCCGGCGGCCGAGGACUACUGCCUGUGGCGCUCCGAGGGCCGGGGCCCCGCCUACCGGCAGCGGCUCUUCCACACGCUGCUGGCCCUGUACCUCGGCCCCAGCCCCUCCGCCCCCAGCCCCUCCACCCCCGAGCUGGCCGUGGCCGCAGUGGACCUCCUGAACCACCACGCCGCCGAGUUUGACGCCGCCCAGGUUCUGCAGCUGCUGCCGGGCACCUGGUCAGUGCAGCUGCUCUGCCCGUUCCUGACGGGGGCCAUGAGGGACAGCAUCCACAGCAGGAGGACCGCUCAGGUGGCGCUCGGCCUGGCCAAGUCUGAAAACCUGAUCUACCAGUACGACAAGAUGAAGUUGAAAGGAAGCGCGAUUCGGCUCUCAGACACAAGGUUGUGCCAGAGGUGCCACAGCCCCUUCUGCGAGCCUGCGUUUGUGAGGUGCCCGGACGGCGGCCUUGUGCACACCCACUGCGCUGCCAGCAGACGCGCGGACAGCAGCUCCUCCAGCCCGGGCGCGCGGACUUGAGGGGCUGUCCCGGGCACCAGGGCACCGCGAGUUCUUGACACACCAGGCCUGCUGACGUGAGGGGCAGAAAGCCUUGGAGGAUGUCAGCAGAGACAGGUGACAUCUGGGUGCCGGAGGCAUCAGUCAGUGUGAAACGAGGACUCGUCCCUGCUGACCAGUCUGCAUUGAAUGUAAAUGGAAAACCCAAAAAGAGAGACAUGCGGGAGUUCGCCUGUCCAGACACGUGGUCACCCAAAACAGGUGUCCUCUCGGAAAGAAAAGAGCCUUCCCGGUGCACGCCACACUCACCGGGUCCCUGAGCCCCGCCCGACCUUCAGGGUGGCACGCAGGGGACCUCUCUGGCCAGGUGAGUGGCAGGGCAGAGUCCUGUGCGGGAAGUUCACCAUCGUACUCCUCCCGUGUGGGUGCGUGCUCCAUCCACGGCGCAGCCACCAGGUCCCGUCUGUGUCCUGGACGGCCUCAUGGGCUCUGCUUUUGCCCUUGGCAUUGGCUGACCUUAGUGCAGUGUCUCCGUUCCUUCCUGCUUCCUGUCUGGCGUCAGCCCUGGAAGUUGCUCCUCUGUGCACCGAGCACCCCCUUUCGCAAAGUCAGACGCUCUGGCUGCCUGGCAGUGAAGACCCACGUGGAGCCGGCGGAGCGCGAGAGAAGCUGCCUGUCCUCGAAGACCACAGCGGUGACGGGAGCCCAUGGGGGUGGCCCAGGGUGUGCCCUACUGUCUUUGUCUGCUGGUCUGAACUCCACGGAGAAUGUGCUUGACUAAAACUUUUUUUGAAGUUGUAUCAUCGUUGCAGAAAGUAUCUGUCAUGUUUGUUAGGGUGUUUUGUUUUGUCACAGUGAACCUCCUGUUGAAUACUCGGGAAACUAAAAGGGAAACGUCAGGAGCACACACCGAACGUGUGUUCAGCAGAGGCCGGCUUUGCCCUCAAGCUCAGCAGGGCAGGCCUCGGGUGACAGCUGCCCGUGCACAGGGAGGCGCCACCUUUCCCGCGGCAGCGCCACACGCCCCAGGAAGCCCGGCCAGGCUGCCUCCCCCAGCACUGCGCACGCCUGCAGGCGGGGAGGCGCGCCCCUCAGACUGCAGGCUCCUGCCGCCGCCCUGCAGAGGCUGAAGCUGGCUGCACUGCCCUCUCCAGGCUCCUCCCUUUGACGAUCGAGUCUGUGCAGUGUACUCCUUGGACCCCUGCGUGACGCUUGGAAACCAGCAUCCGCUUCUGUGUGUGAGGAGAGGCCCUGGAGCCUGCCCUCUGCCUCAGCCUCACACAGGGAGAGCUCCCUCUCGUCCUCAGACAGAGCUUCCUGUCCUCGCGCUGGCCAGAAGGGCAAGGCGUCAUCCGCGCGUUCUUUCCUCACCGUGUCUCAGUGACCUGAAGAACGAGUGAUGGGGACAGGCUCUCUGCAGUCAGCCAGGUGCUGUGUGCACGGCACAGACGCGAGCCCCAGCGUGUUCCAGCCCGUGGGUGAGCGCACGGCUCGGCGCAGCCUGUGCGCAGGACCCGCUGCCCGGAGGGCGAGGGGCUGGGUGCAGCGUCGUGCACUUUGAGGAGCGCUGGCUCUGCUCUGGGCGAGCCUGGGAGGCCUUGUGCCGGCUCGCUCCUAGCUGGGCCUCGGCUCUUCCUUCUCUGCACAUUGACCCAUGUCUCAAAACGUUUGUUUUCCUUUAGAAUAAUGGGAUUACAGUUGAUCAGUUUUCCAUCUCUCCUGAAUCCUCUAAGACAGGCAGAAUCCUGACACUGCAGAAUUACCUCCUGUGUUCACAACCCGUCCUUUCUCAAACUCCCACAAGGCUCUUUUCUCAAACCACGUUUUGAAAAGAAACACAUGGUUCUUCGUCAGGCCUGCUGUGCUGUGACUGCUGUGGACGGGUUAGCACUGUCACUCAGCCCCGCCCCCUCCGUAGGCUCCGUGUAACCGGUCUAGUUAGAGCCUCAUGAACCGAACUCCGUUGUCAUUGAUGCUCUGUGGGCAAGACUAUUUAACGUUACGAACUGUUGAUCUGCUGUUGCCCGUCAAGUAUUCACAUGGGAACGCCGUGUCGGCUGUGGAGCAUGUCGGCUGUGGAGCGGGGCCUGAGCUCCGGGCAGCCGUGCGAAGGGCGUGGCCUCGUCACGCGGCAGCUGGCGCCUGUCACAGCCCAGAGCCCUGUGUUCUUGCUGCUCUGGAAGCCGUUGUCCUUGCCACUCUGCCCUUUGCCCCUGGUUGGGUCCCAGACACACAAGAUGUACAAAUGUAAACCUGUUGAUUUUAUUAAAACUCUUUUAAUUGUU